This is a messenger RNA of Scylla paramamosain (green mud crab), 8336 nucleotides long. RefSeq names its product TBC1 domain family member 14-like. NCBI's taxonomy places the organism in Eukaryota, Metazoa, Arthropoda, Malacostraca, Decapoda, Portunidae. The record is from RefSeq and is a predicted model, not a curated record. The coding region runs from base 142 to 2877 and encodes 911 amino acids. The transcript is spliced from 9 exons.
CCAACUUCCCAAUUACAGUCAGUGCACCACAACAAGAUGGUCUGUGAGUGUGUGUGCUCAGGCCAUCUCGCGAAUUUCUUACACUGACGCCUCUAGGGGUCGCCCCAUGUCUUGUGGGGAGGUGUGCGAGUUUGUAAAGCAAUGAACGAUAUAACUGAAAGCGACCACCAGCCUAGAGAGAGUACAGUAGACAGAAGCGACCCAGCGGAUGGCCACCUCAAGGAUUCCUGCACUAGCCGCUGUGGUCUUGCUAAGGUGACGCUGAGAAUACCAUUUAAACCCGAAACUUUUAAGGCCCAGUCAUUACUCGCAAGGUUCCACAGCUCAAGGAAAUCUGACAGUGGUAUUAAGAGCGAAUUCAAGGCGAGUAGUGGUGGUGGUGGAGCGUCUGGGUUGGGAUUCGGGCGGGGAUGGAGACGUCCUAAAACUGGAAACUCCUUUGAGGGACCCCCGAGUGUUGUGACAGAGCCAGAAAACACAUCAACGAGUCUUCCAGAUGAUCUCAAUCAGAACACUAAUGUGGUUACGAACGAGGGAGACGCCGUAGUGUGUGACAAUGGUGUUAAUAGCGCUAGUGACGAGCUGGGCACAGGUAUUACAAGGAGCUUCUCGCAGGAGGUGGCUGGGGGACAGGGGGAGGCUGAGGGGCUGUUUGGCACCUGGCCCGGCCGUCCAAGAAAACUCAAAAUCCUAAGGAAAAGAUUGCUAACCUCAGGGGCAGGUAGUAGAAUAAAUCCUGAUCAUGUGCCUGCUGCUAAGACAAGUGAGAGUGCAGAGAAUAAAGAAACUACCUGUCUACUGCCCCCCACGAUGGACACCCAGACAUGGGACGACCCAGCUGCCAAAUGGAAGACCAAGGCAGACCUGGAAGACGGCACUGCCCUUGUGAUGAACUCGAAGUCAGCUGAAGUGCCAAGCCAUAACGUUUCCCUUGAUGCUCUGCUAGAAUCUCUCCCUCUGAUCUACAACCCCGCCACAAAGCAACUAUGCCUUGGGACCCUGAAGAAGAAAAAUGAACCCUCAGUCAAUGGUAUGUCAAGUAAAACCACAGUUGACGAUUAUGAUCAUGACAUCCAUCCAGAAAAACUAAAAUUAGGGUGUAGUGAAAAUUGCUCAGAAUUAAGGAAGGAAAAUGAAGAAUCUCAAGAGGAGUUUAUCCCCAAUCACUCUGAGCUGGGGGAGGCACCGACAUUACCCAAGCCCCUGGAGAUAAUCCAAGAAGUUGAGGAGAGUGGAGAAACAGUGAAGCUUAUUGAUAAAGGCAGCAGCCCACAGUCUGGCAAUGUGAGUGGAAGCUCGUCGUUGGAGAGAGGAAAUUAUGAGAGCAUUAAGAACACCUUGCAGAGGAUUGGAACCAGUAACUCUCUCUCCAUCACUGACGCUAGUUCCUUCUCAAGUCUCUCCAGCCUGAACACCGAGUUCUCUGCCUAUUCAGCCUCCGACAGCGCUGUGUGUCUAGGCUCCCACCAGUCAGACACAGGCUCUCUUAGGGACUUCGUUCUCACUGAUAAUGACGGCAAGAGCAAAAAGAGAGGAAUUGCUGAUUUUCUAACUAGAAACCUCUUUUCGUGGCGUCACAAGGAUGGGGGUGGCGGGAGUGACGGCGCCUCCUCCACCUCCUCCUCCCCGGUGCCUUCCUCCCCCGUGGCUCCCUCUACCGGCUGGAGGAUCUUCUCCCGCCCCAGCACGCGCCUCUCCCGCUCCCCCGAUUUACAGGUUCGUAACUGUGACCUGGAGGCAGGCAGUGUUGGGCUCAUCAUGGAGAACAGACCCAACUCCCUGCCAGCCAAGACGGCUGGGGAGCAGCUCAAACACAAGCAGGAGUACCAGAGGAUGGUUUCAGCUGCCAAAAAGAAAGAGUUGAGAGAGGCGAAGGAGAGGAAGAAAGCACAGGCCAACCUUCAGCGACAGGAGGAACAGCUUGCAAUAGCCGUGGCCACAUGGAACACUGAAAUAUUACCCAAGUGGGACACCAUGCGCACCCAUAAGAAGUGCCGGGAGCUUUGGUGGCAGGGACUUCCCUCCUGUGUGCGGGGCCGUGUGUGGGAGCUGGCUAUUGGCAACGACCUCAACAUCACCCCUCAGCUCUACAACAUCAUGGUUCAGAGGUCUGUUGAGAAGCUGGUGAGUCUGAGUGAGUGCGGCAGCAUGGCCAGCCAGGAGGACAUGACCAGCGACUCAGGUGACCAGGAGGCAACCAUCGACCUCAUCCGCCUCGACGUGUCACGCACCUUUCCUCAUCUCUGCAUAUUCCAGAAGGGAGGACCUUAUCACGAUCCCCUGCACAAUAUCCUGGGAGCUUAUGCUUGCUACCGUCCUGAUGUCGGGUAUGUGCAGGGCAUGUCUUUCUUGGCGGCCACUCUCUUGCUGAACAUGAAUGAAGAGAAUGCCUUCAUCAGCUUCUCAAACCUCCUCAACAGACCAGCACAUAUGGCUUUCUUCAGAGUUAAUCAGCCAAUGAUGUGUGCUUACUACCAGACUUUCGAGGCGUUACUUGCUGCCAACCUGCCGUUACUUGCCACUCACCUACAAAACAUUGGGGUGACGCCUGACCUCUAUGUCCUUGAUUGGCUGCUGACGGUGUUCUCUCGGCCCCUUCCCCUUGAUGCAGCCGUCAGGAUAUGGGAUGUUUACUUAAGAGAUGGAGAGGAGUUUUUGCUCAGAGCAGCCAUUGGAAUUCUGAAGCUGUAUGAGGAAGUAUUGACUCAUCAGGAAUGCACUGCCACUGCUGCACAGUUCUUGACUCGCUUGCCAGAUGACCUCUGUGCAGACGCUUUAUUCCGGGCCAUUGCAUCCGUCCGAACCUCUGCCCACAAGCGCACCUUUGCACAGAUCCUCCAGGAGCACAUGGAUGCGAUGUCUGCUACUGAUGUAUGAUUGUGGCUGAAUAUUACACUACAUCACUAUAUCAUUCAUGGCUUAUUCUCAGCUUCUCUCCUGUUAUGAAGUGACCUGCUCAAAGUACCAGUACAUGAUAACAUCUCUACAUUGUUUACUUUUCUUGUGUUGUAUUCAUUGUUUUGUCAUUAUUGGUAGAGUGACUUGCAUAUGUCUAUUCUGAAGGUGAAGACAUUUAUUUUAUUGUACCCAUCUAUUUUAUUUUAUCCUUAGAUUUUAAGUAUAAUUAAGAAAGAUGGAUGAGUGAUAGUUCGUACAUGAAUCACGAGUGAUGAGAUUAUAAGCACUUGUCUGGAGGUUUGGAAGUAUAGAGGAUCUGAGGAUGAAUUAGAAUAGGAUAUAUUAAAGAUGAAUGUUAAAAGAAGUUAUAUAUGUAUACUGAAGAAAACUAUAUUAAAACAAUAUUACUGAAGAGCUUAAAGAUCUGACAUGGAAAUAGAAAAGAUCUUAUAAUGGGCUUUAAUGGCUGUUUUAUAACACACAACGGUGGGAAGGACAGCAAUAUAGUUUAAAUCCUCAACAUAUCUACCUAUCCUAGCAGUGUAUCUUGUAGGUAAAUAUAGUAAUGGUGUUAUAAACAUUUUGAGUAGGGCACUUCAUCUGAUCUUACAAAUUAGCAGUUUACAAUCAGGUGUUUUGUGGACACACUAAUUUGGUUGUGUUUUACUUGACUCACCUUUCAUAGACAACAAUCACCUGAGACAAUCUGGGAGAAUUAGUUGUGUCCUCAGAAUAUUGUAUUGUUUAAUCAGUUAUUCUCAUCAUGGAAGACAUGAAAGACAAGACAUGAAAGUAAACUUGCUGUAUUUAUCUGUAUGCCAUGUCAACCUGGUAUAUGGAUAGAUUGAAUAAGUAGAGUAAGUUUUGUUGCAUGUCUGAUGUGAAUUAAUUUAUUCAUACAAUUUCUUUUUCCUCAUUGUUAUUAGUAUUGAAGCUGAGAUACCUAGACCCAUAAUAAUAAUAAUGAUAAUUAUAAUAAUAAUAAUAAUGCAAAUUACCUACAUAAUUCUGUGAUAGUUUAUUCAUGCAAAGACAUACAAUCAAGAGAACUGCUGGUCAAUCAAUAGUGUAUCAGUAGUUAAAGCGUUGUGAAUGUUAUCUUAUAGAAUUACAAAUGCAGUAAAGAUAAUUAUUCCUCUAGACAGGAACGAGUUUAUGUGAUUAUGAAGGAAAGAACAAUAUGUAUGUACUUUCAGAUUGUUACUUUAUUACUUUCUUCAAACCAUUUCAUAUAUGAACUUCUUGUGAUUUAGGUUCUUCUUUCUUGUUAACUGUUCAUUAAUGUCAGUGCAGAUGUAGUAGUUUUAGUGCUCCAAUGUUAGUAUUUAUUUUGAAUUUAUAGAAAAAACAAUCUACAAAAAAAUCCAUUUCAUCCACAUGUUUUUCUUUCUCUCUAAUUCUGUGAGCAUUUCUUUUCAUCUGUAUGUCUUUUAACAGAAAAUUAGUAACUAAACUGUAAGGCACCUCUGUAUGAAGGCACUCUUGCAGCUUUUCAAAGGACAGAAGACGUGUAGGUGACAUCUCAGAUAUCUUUAAAAGUCAUUGUAUCAAAGUAUAAAUAUGAAUGUAUACUGGAGUAUAUCUAUAGUUCUAACAACAGGAAUGUGUUGACAGAGCAAAUUGGCCCUGCAACCAUUAGACUGAGGGCACUCUGCAUCAAGAGAACAUUUGUCAUGUCAUUUGGAAUCAUGUGCAUCCACAAAAUUGUUUCUUCAAUAAGUGUGGAUGAAAUGGGUUUGACUAUAUAUUGUUAGUGUGAUAUUUUAGUUCUUUUAUUUUCUUUUGUUAAUGAUGCAUAUUAAUAUUUCAGAAUUACAUACAUAAUCAUAAUAUUUUCUCUAUUCAUCUUCAUUGUCAACAAGCGCACAAUAUUGACAUGGUCUCCUAGGUCAUGUCACAGGCUGGCAGAGUGACAUGAUUUUCUGAUUAUUUUCACAUUCAUGUGUUUUUGAAAAUAGAAAACUUUUUCUGGUGCCUCGUGUCUCCUGCAAUGGACCAAUAGUAGCGUGUGGUGCCCCUCAGUGGAGCGCCAAGGCAACACUCGGGUGUGCCGGUCUCAUGUGAUGUGUUCGUGGACUGAACUGUGUCACAUUUUUAGGUCAUCCUAAAUACACAAAGAUUUGAUAUUUUAGUCUCAUUAAUUAGAUUUGAUUCAUUGAAAUGUUUGUACAUAUGUUUAUUUUGUUUUCAGUAAUUGCCAUUACUUAUAGCAACAUUUAUAUAUUCAGCAAAUUAGUAACAUUAUAAUUCAGAUUUUCUUUAUGAAUAUACUGUUCAUAUAUCUGUGAUAAUUAAAUACUCAUUUACAUUUUUGCAUUGAGAUAAACCUGGAAAAAUACUAGUUUAUUCAAUAAAUCUUGUAGUACACUUUGAUGUAUGAUGAAUCUCAGAAGCUUCUAUGCAUAUCAACUAACAUCAUCUGCCUGCUUCUCAUCUACAGAGGUAUAUUUUGUUAAUAAUGAAGAAGGCAUUGUGCUCCUCGAUUCCUGUUGUACAUAUAUGUUGGUUUAUUGGACCAUUUGUCCUGAAAAACCAUCCCAGGUUUUCAAAGAAUUGAUUUAGUUUUGAGCCAUCCAUGCCACAUCAGAUGCUCUCCUUUAAUGUUAUCUUGAUACAAGAGAAAUGCAUAUUCAGCAGGAGCUUGUAUGAUUGUGGAGGCAAGACUGGCCUCACACUGGGUGAACCAAGUCUGUUGCAGAUUUUAAGGAUAGCUUUUCAGUUUGUUUGGUGCUCUGAUCAUAAAAUUUUGAAGAUUCAAUCCUAUCCACUACCACACACUCUCCUGGCUCAUCUUGUUUUUGCACUCACUCACAUUGGCGGUGGUUUGAUCCUUUAAAUUAUGAUUAAUUAAUGUAUGAUAUUCCUCAAAAAUUUCAGUGUGAGGCCUUCCUAGGAGUAAAUUUUCAACACACACAACACUAAGGACAGCAGCACUGAUGCAGUGUAGCAUGCCAAUGCAGACACUAAGAGACAGGGCACCAGGCUACAAACUUUGUCCUGUAAACCAACAUAUACAUUUGGAAUCCUUUACCUGAUCAACUGAAAAUGAGAUUUUAUAAUAAUUUUGUUUAUACUUGAUACUAAGUCACACUGUACUAAUUAUGAAUUUUAAAAAGUUUAUUUUAUUCCUCUAUGAAAUAUAUAGUGCUCUUGUGUCAGAUUUGUAAUGUAAACUUUUGAGUUAAGUUUCUUGUAGAUGAAAAAUGAAAGAUGAUAUAUGGGUAUAAAUGUCAAUGUUGAGUGUAUACAUGAUACUUUGAGCACUAGUAUGUACCUCGUAUUAUCCAGUGGUAGCCGUAGUGUGUUGUGUGCUGCAUGGAAAGUUGAAUAUGCAUACAAUGCAUGUAGUCAUGCCAUGUGGUAAUCCAUGGACCAAACCUUUGCCAUCCUCCAGAAGGCAGCAGGCCAGUGGUCACCAUGUUGCACUGCCAUCCUGCAGAAGGCAGCAGGCCAGUGACCACUGUGCUGCACUGCCAUCAUGCAGAAGGCAGCAGGCCAGUGACCACUGUGCUGCACUGCCAUCAUGCAGAAGGCAGCAGGCCAGUGACCACUGUGCUGCACUGCUGCUUCACUCUUCUUUUGUAUCAGGACACAAAAACAAUUCAGCAAUGGUGAAAGAGGAUAUAGCUUUUAUUGUAUAUUUAUUGGAAUAUGUAUCUUACUAGCCUCUAUUUGGCAUUUGUGUCAGUCUAGGGCUGCCUUAGCCAUCACUCUAUACUUCUGAGAUUAUGCAGAAAUGAAUGUAUGGAUGCAUGGAUUGCUGAGGAAGGAAAGUGUAGGUUAUCAUGCUUGAGGAAUGGGCAUAAGUUAUCAUUGCAAAUGUUCCUACAUAUUAAAACAUCAGCAUGAAUGCAGGCAUUCUAAGAAAGUAUUGCUCCUUUAAUAUUACCAGUGUCCAGUAAAGUGAUGUAUCCUGUAAGCAUGUAUGUAUCUAUCAUAGAAGUAUUUAUGCUCUUGAAGUUUAUCUUGUUAGCUACAGUGUCUCAUGAGCUUUAAAUUGUGCACACUGGACCCGUGCAGUACUGAGACACAAUGCGAAAACACACAUAGUAACAAUAUUAUAUGUAAUGUAUUAAGAGGAAAUUAUCCAUAUUAAAAUAGCAAGUUGAUAUUUGUGGACGGUGUCUGUAGAGGCUAUGUAUAUUGUGGAAUUUAGCAUGUCAUAUAUUCAUUGUUGAACAAGAUUAUCCAUAUACAUAUUACCAGCAGCAGCAAUUUGUUAUUCUGUGUGAUUGCUAGGUACACUGCACAGCUGACUUGUGCAGUGUGAGGUGGUGAAGAUCUGUCCUGCACAGCUGACGCUUGUGCAGUGUGAGAUGGUGAAGAUCUGUCCUCUUCCCCAGAGAGGCAUAGAGGCCUAGUUGUGAGGGAGUGCUUGUGAAUGUAUGCACAGAUGCCUUGUCUUGGCUAUCUUUUAGUAAGAGAAUGUUAGCCCUGUGUGUGUGUGUGUGAGUGUGUGUGUGUGUGUGUGUGUGUGUGUGUGUGUGUGUGUGUGUGUGUGUGUGUGUGUGUGUGUGUGUGAAGUCAAGCCCGAAAAGGUGAACAUUAUGGAUAGUGAUGGUACAGACAUUGAAGAAAAUAUCAUCUUUAUAAACAAACUGCCUAAGUAAUUUUUUUUUUUUUGAGAAAGUUGGAAAAAAAAAAUAUAUCAAAUACAAAAAAGUUGAUGCAAGUUUUGAGACUAGUUACACCACAGUCUUGACAAAGAUAACCAUACAAAUAAGUGCACCACAUCAACACACUACACAGAACUACAGAAAUCACAAAAAAAAUUAUUUGGGCAGGCUGUUCAUGAAAGUGAUGAUAUGUAUUUAUUUCAUAUAGAUUGUUUUGAGAUGUACAGUAACCCAACACUUCAGCACUGUGUCGUGUGAAAGAAGUGACCCAGAGUGACCUAGUUCAUAGGGUGCUGUGUAGAAUGGGAGGGUAGAUUUACUGUGGGUACACCAUGUAACAGAGAACAUUGUGUACCAUGAGAGGGUGCCAUGUAGGGUGGGAGGAUAAGUUGACAUGAUAGCCACCAGUGAGUGUUAGCAGUCAAUUAUGGACUCAUCGACAGUUGUGAUUGAUUACCUAGUGUUAAAUACCAUGCAUGCACACUCAGUCAUGGUCAUUUCUGCAUAUUUCAUACACACUGAGUUCUCUCCACAAAAAUGCUCCAUGUAAUCAGAAUCUGUCAAUGCUCAAACUUAUUUUAUAUGAGAGGUAGAGGAGGCAUUUGAGUUUUGAGAUUUGUUGUCCUCUAGAAACUUGUUGGAAAUCAUAAUGAAAGAGAUUCAGUAAGAAUGUGCUAAGUGAAUGUGUUGGGUGUGUCCUCAUCAUUCCUGUUGUGUCAUUAUGCAUCAUUUUUAUAAUACUGUCCAAUCAUCUGUGUGUUCCAUUUUAUACUUGUUGCAUUUUAAAGACUUUGGUCACUAUAAAAUAAAAGGAGCUUUGUU